ACCAACCAGAGACUUUUAUCGUCCAUUGUUGCCUGCGAGGAAGGGAGAAAUAAAGAGGGAUUUGAGCUUGUAGGACGGAUAUUAUGUCGUCUCCAUCGCCUGGGAAGAGACGAAUAGACACUGAUGUCAUCAAACUGAUCGAAAGUAAGCACGAAGUGACAAUACUUGGUGGAUUGAACGAGUUCAUUGUGAAGUUCUUUGGUCCAAGUGGAUCACAUUAUGAAGGAGGCGUGUGGAAAGUUAGAGUUGAUUUGCCAGAAAAAUACCCUUUCAAAUCCCCCUCAAUAGGUUUCAUUAACAAGAUCUUUCAUCCAAACAUAGAUGAAGCAUCUGGUACAGUAUGCCUAGAUGUAAUUAACCAAGCUUGGACUGCUCUUUACGAUUUGUCAAAUAUCUUUGAAUCCUUUCUUCCUCAACUUCUGUCAUAUCCUAACCCUGUGGAUCCUUUGAAUGGAGAUGCUGCUGCUCUCUACCUACACAAACCUGAACAAUACAAAGCAAAAAUUCAAGAAUAUAUCAAAAAGUAUGCUACCGAAGAAGCGCUUAAAGAUCAGGAGGAAAUGUCUUCAUCAAGUGAAAGCUCCAUAAGUGACUUUUCAGAAGAUGAAGCUCAGGACAUGGAGCUCUGACAUAAGAAAAUAUGAUAAUUUUUUUGUAUUCUAGGUGCUGACAGAUAUACAUAUAUUGUAGUAAUGAUCAUUUGGUUCAAGUUUUGGUAUCUUCUAGUUAAGGAAUUUCUUUCCUUUUAAGAUUCUUUCAUUUGAUUUUUAGAGCAGAAAUACAAAGGCUUUCUCCCUAUCUUGUAAUUAUUUUUUUAUAUUAUUUCUUGAACUUUUUGUUCUAGUGAAGCUUGUGGAAAUUUUUCACACUUCCUGCAUUUUCAGUCAGUGGAGAUGCCAAAACUUGACCAAAAUUAAUAAUGAUAACAUUGUAUAAAUAUUAAACGGUCUGUAACAAUGUAAAUUUGUGCCUUAAUUUAAAAUUUCAAAACUCGGAAAUGGUUGCCUUGACGAGAAAAAGAUCUUAAGUCUCUCUUUUCAUUGUAAUUUCUUCAUUUAUUUAUUCUGAAAGCAUUUAUGUUCAUAGUAAUUAACACUUAUAUUUCGUUAUCAGUCUCUUUAUCUUGGGUAAGACACGUUUUCUAAAAUGUAAAUCUUAAAUCUUUGAAAAAACAUUUAAGGUUUUUUGAGGACAAUUUUUUUGGUGGUAGGGCAACUUCACUCACCUAAUUAUUAAUUCUGUGUUGGUACUAAAUUGUUGUAUUUAAAAAAAAAACAACCUAUUUUACUUUAAAUAGCAAGUUAUGACUUAAUCAGUUUUGAAACAAAAAAUCUGUUUUGAAAAUUUAACUUAAAAUUUAACCUGAAUUGCUACUGCAUUAAUCUCAAAUUUUUAUUAAAGUACAAGGGUUUUUUUGUUUAGUUUAAAAGAUAUUUUUAGCCAAAACAAUUCGGUGGGUCUGGGCAGCCGUGUCUGAACACUAUUCUUAUAUAACAAUAUGGGGAAAAUCUAGAUAAAGGACAUCUGCAGUGCAUGACAGUAAUAUUCGCCCCAUUUUGUUUGGGAAAAUAUUGUAUUAUAUUUGUAAAUAGAGUUUUGGGGACUCAUCAGUUCUCUGUAGGCAAUGUAGUUCACUGGAUUGCUGAUACAAAGUGAAUUAUUACAGAGCAAUUUUCAGUUAAGUGUCAAAAGGAAUAUAGAAUUGAUUCAGUUUGGUUUUCUUUCACUGUGCGAUUGACGUAGGAAACUUACGUUAUUCCCUCGACCAAUCAAAUGAAGAAUUGAUACCAACCGCGCCACUUUCACUUGCGUUUUCCCGCACGGAGUUGUGAUUGGCUCGUUGCUUUUUUCCGUUUUUGAUUGGCUGCUGUGACCGUUGUGAUGACGUUGGUUCUGGUUUUACGACACUUAAUCGGAAAGCGCUCUUUUGCUAAUUACUGCGCAAUUAUCUAGGUAGAGGUGGUAGUGUGAGUUUUAACCACGUGUUAAAUAUGUAGGAAUUGUACGAUACGAUCUAAAAUCUAAGAAUUUUGAUUAUUCUUGGUUCCACAGCAGCAUACUGAUUUUGAUUAAUAUAAUUAAACACUUGAAUAUCUAUAAGAUGGCUUUGCCGAAGGGGAAAUUCUCACUGUUGCUGCACCUAAUUGAUGGACGAAGAACAGCGGCGCUUCGGCCUUUUCAAUGAUGUGUACUUUUUCGAUUCGUUGUCCGCCAUUUUGAAAAUCUAAUAGCGGGUGUUGAGGCGCGAGGAGAGCGAGACGCCUACCUCGCUUUGUGCAGCCGUUUUUUGAGCGAUAUCACUGCUGUAAGGGUUUAGAUGUAUCAUCGUGUGCUUGCUUGCUUUAAUAAAGGAGAGGAAAGUGUUGUGUAG
Messenger RNA from Stylophora pistillata, 2371 nucleotides. Its product is annotated as ubiquitin-conjugating enzyme E2 H. The record is from RefSeq and is a predicted model, not a curated record. NCBI's taxonomy places the organism in Eukaryota, Metazoa, Cnidaria, Anthozoa, Scleractinia, Pocilloporidae.